Fusarium mangiferae is the source of this 804-nucleotide messenger RNA. RefSeq lists its product as uncharacterized. The record is from RefSeq and is a predicted model, not a curated record. The transcript has a single exon. Bases 1 to 804 code for a protein of 267 amino acids. Lineage: Eukaryota; Fungi; Ascomycota; Sordariomycetes; Hypocreales; Nectriaceae.
AUGCACGUACUACACGGCUUCGGCCAGCGACGAAAGUCGUCUCGCCGCCCUCGAGAUCUCCAUAUUCGAAAGGUCUCAUUUUCAGGAUCCUCCCUCUCCUCCGGCUGCUCUCUCUCAUCAUCCUCAUCAUCAACUAUCUCCGCAGUAUCGACACCAUCCCUGCAAACACCAACAGCUUCUCGACCCGAAAUCGAUCCUCUCGCCUCACACCCCGCCGUCCACGCACCACCAAGGCUGUAUGAACGACCAUUUAUUCGCAUGGAUGAUGCCGAGCCUGUCUUCUAUUGUGCCGACAAUGCAGUGAUCGAUGAGGAGGACUAUGUUGAGCAAGACGUUGCUGCUCAACAACCAACCGAGAUGGCCCUACCUCCUCAUGUCAGCCCAAUGGAUGCUGCUGAUGAGGAGGGCAAUGAGCCAAGGGAUUACUUCUUCACAACGCUAUCAAAACGACCACCGAUGCCCAAGUCUCGUUGGUCUGAAUCUACUAUCCAGAGCAUCCAGACCUUUGAGGAUGAGGAGGAUGACUCCGAAGUCACUCAGUCUGAAGACUCUGAAGAUGAGACCGAUGAUGCUUCAGUCCUUGAGAUGCGUCGUCUGUCACGACACGCCUCAGCACUGAAGCCUGUCUCCAUCAACACAACCUAUACUGCCCGACCUGGUCUGGCACCUAAGCGUCCUCCCAUGCGCUCCCUGGACAGCGUCGACAACUUUAUCCGACGCGGAGGAUGGAAGCGUCGCGGCAUCGUCUUCCACAAGGAUGACCUUGACAACCAGCGAUGCGAGCAGGACCGCAACAGCUUCUAA